Messenger RNA from Closterium sp. NIES-65, 1452 nucleotides. The record is from the annotation of a GenBank genome assembly. NCBI's taxonomy places the organism in Eukaryota, Viridiplantae, Streptophyta, Zygnematophyceae, Desmidiales, Closteriaceae.
AUGACGUCAUCCGCAUCACCGCUUACGUCACAUCUGUUCUCGCCUCCGUCGCUCUCGUCGCCGUCUCUGUCGUCAACGUCCGCUCGUUCCUGGCUGCUGGCAGCCGGCGCCUCGUUCUCAUUGGUCGCCGCGUUUUCCGGGACGGCAACGGUGGCGGCGAAGGAGCGGCCCGAGGUGGAUCUGGGUCGCGACGCGGAGGUGGUGCUGUACCAUCGCGUGUCGGCUUUUCACGUGCUUCUCUCCUCCUUGCCAUCGAUUUCCCCCACUGCAGCCUUUCUAGACUACUACGACAUCUCACACCGCGUGCUGGAGGUGAACCCCGUGGGCAAGAAGGCUCCCGUGGUCGUCGUGUCGACUCCUCGCGUGCUUCCCCCUUCCCUGUCACCUCAACACCUGCCUCUCUCCUCCUCGUUUCUCUUCCUUCCCACCGCAGCCUUCCUGGACUACUACGACAUCCCACACCACGUGGUGGAGGUGAAUCCGUGGGAAGUUGAUUGUCGUCUCCUCACGUGCUUCUCUUCUCCCUGUCGACUCAACAGCCGUCCUCUCCUCCUUGUCGCCUUUUUCCCCCCCACCACAGCCUUCCUGGACUACUACGACAUCCCGUACAGGGUGGUGGAGGUGAACCCCGUGGGCAAGAAGGAGCUCAAGUGGUCGCCCUACAAGAAGGUGCCCGUGCUCGUCGUCAACGGCGAAUCCCUCGUCGACUCCUCAGCCAUCAUAUCCGAGUUGCACCGCCGCCUGAACCCCUCCAAGGCCACCAACAUCCCGCCCGCCGCCCCUGCUGCCUCCGCCGCGGCGGCUUCCGCGCCUGGCGCGUAUGCCAGCGCCAUCGGCGGCGGGAGUAGCAGCAGCGCGGGGGGAACUAGCAGCAGCGGGGGCGGUGGUGUGGCGGAGGGAGUGGCGGAGGUUGUGGGGCACGUGGGCGAGCGGGGCGUGGCGGAGGGGCAGGCGGAGGAGGAACUGGACGAGGAGACCCGAUGGCGCAGGUGGGUGGAUGGGCACCUGGUGCAUCUGCUCUCGCCCAACAUCUACCGCUCGCCCUCUGAGGCGCUAGAGGCCUUCGACUACAUCGCCACCAAUGGCAACUUCACGGCGUGGGAGCGCAUGAUGGCUCGCUAUUUUGGAGCGGGCGCCAUGUACAUGAUAGGCAAGAAGCUGAAGAAGAAGCACGGCAUAGCGGAUGAGCGCACCGACCUCUACAAGGCGGCUGACGAGUGGGUGGCGGCUCUUGGCGACAGGAAGUUCCUCGGAGGAAAGACCCCGAACCUCGCUGAUUUGGCAGUGUUUGGAGUGCUGCGGCCAAUCAGGCACCUGACAGCUGGCAGGGACAUGGUGGCGAAUUCGAGCAUAGGGCCGUGGUACGAGCGCAUGGAGCAGCACGUGGGCGCCUCUGCCAGGAUCACCGCCGCUGACGGUGCUGCUGUGACUGGCGCUGCUGCGGGCAAAUAG